Messenger RNA from Syngnathus typhle (broad-nosed pipefish), 2872 nucleotides. Its product is annotated as probable phosphatase phospho1. The record is from RefSeq and is a predicted model, not a curated record. Gene Ontology annotation, molecular function: phosphatase activity. The transcript has 9 exons. Lineage: Eukaryota; Metazoa; Chordata; Actinopteri; Syngnathiformes; Syngnathidae. The coding region runs from base 232 to 972 and encodes 246 amino acids.
CUUCGAUUAGUACGGAAGCGUACGUCGACGUCGCCGCCAUACUGGAUGUGGCUGAGUGUGGAAGAUGAACUGCCUUAUUUGUGUAGCACCCGUUUUCCACCCCAAGCAUAAUUUCACGAGUAUAACUUUACAGUGUGCUGCUGCUGCUGCGGCGGUGAAGUGUGUGUUAAUAGAGCCUGUCGUCACUGGGAUGCGGCUGCCUGCUCGUCGAGAGCCUAAGCAAGAGCAAAGAUGACUGCAGCGCCCCAACCACGUUUCCUGGUCCUGUUUGACUUUGACGAGACGCUCGUGAACGAGAAUAGCGACGACGCGGUGUUGCAGGCUCUGCCGGGCCAGCAGCUCCCCGAUUGGUUGAAGAACAGCUACCGCGAGGGCCACUACAACGAGUACAUGCGGCAGAUUCUGGCCUACAUGGCCGAGCAGGGCGUGACGCCCCACGCCAUCCGCUCAGCCCUGGAGAGCAUCCCGCCCACACCCGGCGCCCUCGCACUGUUGCACUUCCUCCAGAGCCACCAGCACGACUUUGAGCUGGCGGUAGUCUCGGACGCCAACAUGUACUUCAUCGAAACGUGGCUGAAGCACGCGGGGGUGCGCCACCUCUUCCAGAGGAUCUUCACCAACCCGGCCAGCUUCGACGACGCUGAGCGUCUGGUGCUGCUCCCCUUCCACACCCACUCGUGCCCCCGUUGCCCUGACAACAUGUGCAAGCAAGUCAUUCUGAGGGAGUAUCUGGCAUUGAGGCAGAAAGAGCGCGGCACGCCUUUCCAGCAAGUGUUUUACGUCGGUGACGGCGCCAACGACGUGUGCCCCUCGCUGGCCUUGGGUCCCCGAGACGCUGUCUUCCCUAGGAGGGACUUUGCCCUGCACAGCCUGCUGAAGGCCGAGGGCACCAAGUUUAAGGCUAACCUGAUUCCCUGGAGCAGCGGCCAGGACGUCAUGGACUGUCUAAAGAAAAUCGUGGAAGAGAGAUGAUAAUUGAUGAGACGAAAACAGCAGUAACAAAGACUGGAGGCUCCACGUCGGCUGCUGGUCGUCCAUCUAUCUGCAUAUCUCGAAAGACUGGAGGCUCCACGUCGGCUGCUGGUCGGCCAUCUAUCUGCAUAUCUCGAAAGAGUAAAUAAUCGCAAUCUGCUUAUUGCCGAGUGGUGAAGUUGUCGGCCAGAGUGACGAGUGGUCAGUCAGAUGGACGGGUGGUUGGCCAGUGGGAUGAGUGUUACUCCAUGCCUGGACCCAAGACAAAAAGAGAUAGGUUGCUGAGGCAGUAACAAGGAAAUUGAAGUGCUGCUGGUCUGUGGCUUUGUUCUGGUCCUCAGCUUCUGCUGCGAGCAGCAGCUGGCUCUUCAGGCAGCAUGGGACCAGGUGAACGAGCGCAGAGUAGUUGUGGCAGGCUUUGCAGACCAGGAUUUGUCACCUCUGCCUGGAAAGAAAAAGGAACAUUGACACACCAAUUCCAUUUGAGUUUACUGGUUUUAUUAAUUAAUUGUAGACCGGAAGCAGAGUUGCUAAAAUGUUCAUACUCUCCAGGGUGGACUCCUGCACACAAGACAAACAAGGGACCCAUUAAGCUGCCAUUUUGUACAUUUUGUGUGUCAACUCUGAAAAUGGAAUGGCUUUUACCUUUGGCCAGUAGGUGGCAGAUUUUCCAACUGCAUCCUUACUGGAAACUGCUCUGCAGGAAGAGGGAGGCAUAAAAAGCAGGUAACUGCUUUUAAACAAUGCCAAGUUAGUAAUAAGUUAUCACCUGUCAGCACGUUGAUGAUUGCACAGGUUCAAAACCUUGUAGCUCCACGCUGCAGAAACUAGGUCCUUUGGCCACACCUGGUGGACAAAAUGAGGAAGAACAUGCUGAAAUGUUUGACAUGUGUCAAACAUUUGGACGCGUGCGAGUUUCACCACUGACGAAUGGAGGGCAGCGCCGGACGUCUCUCCAACCACAGCUCGCUGGUCUGAAAGACACGUCAAGCUGCUUCCUCUGCUCCAGAUGCAGGCCUGUGGACAGAAAUGAGAAGACCAUUAAAAGCAUUCGAUUGAAUGAGUCGACUUUAAAACUCACAGAAAGUCAGUCGGCCAUGACGGGCUCGUUUUAAGGGUUUGCACCUGCAGACGGAAAGUAGAAAAUUAACACGAAUGCAUCGAAAUACUUGUUUCAGUAAUUCUCUGGUGGAGUCAUGCAAACGCUGCUAGGUCUACUUACCUUCGGCCAAACGGCGCUGUCGUCCAGACGUUGCUAAAUGUUUGUGAAAAACUUGUGUUAGUCAUCUUUCCACACGGUGCGUGCCUCAGUUUUCAAAAUGUGCAUGUACUUACCCACCGUUAAAAGCUUUAGUUAUAUCGUUGCACCAAAAUGCACGCCAAAGAAAUGCGUUUUGGUGGUCGUUGAAGACGCUAACUGCUAACGCUAGCUUCUGCAAACUUUUUAGCUUGCAAGUUGGGAACACUCCCAAAGUGCAACUUGACGCUGAAAGAGAGAAAAAGCAGUUAGUUUCAAAAGAUGAACACAUAUUGAACCUUCACCUUGUCAGUUGUGGAACGGAGUGCGGCUGGCUCAGCAGGUGGACCAGAGCAGCGUGGCGCUCGCUGUCAGAGAGGGAAAGACUGACCGUCGCGUUCAUGACGCCUUUUAUACUCUUUUUGUGAUGACGUCAUCAAAAGAAGAAAAAAAAAAGUUAAAAAAAAAAACCCCUUCAAACGCUGGCGCUCAACAGAAAAGCGAGCGAGAAACAGCAAAGUGAAGUGUCUUGGAGGGAUCGGGUCUCGAACCAGCGUUGCAAUCUUCGGAGGCAAAGGCGUCAACCACUCGACCAUUGCCUGUGAGUUUGACUGUAGAGAUUUGCUUGUAAUAUCACAAAUAAUAAAGGUAUCUUCAGGAAAA